AUGAGGGGUGGUGAGGCCCCGCCGCCUGGGCCAGGUGUGUGGCUGGCGGUGGGCGGUGCCAUAGGGGGAGUAGCCUUGCUGGCCCUAGUGGGGGGCGUGGUGUUGUGGGCACGGUGCCGCCCCCGCCAGAAGUUCACCAGAAAGGGACCCACGCAGCCGGGUGUCCCCCAGGGGGUGACAGGCGGCUGCGGGUUCCUGGGCACCCACCUGGUGCGGCUGCUGCUGGAGCGUGAGCCCAGGGCCCGGGAGGUGCGAGUGCUGGACAUGCGGGUGCCCGAUGCCUCGCGGCCGGAUGGCGCCGAUGACACAGAGCUGGAGCUAGAGCCGGAGCUGCCGCUGGGUGAGGGCGGGCAGGCACACGCGUGUGCGACCUGGGAAGGGGCCCCGGGGUCCGGGUCCCACCCACCCUUCACCCAUUGGCUCCCAGCAGGGACCCGCAACGUGAUUGAUGCCUGCGUGGACCACGGGGUGCCUGUCCUGGUCUACACCAGCAGCAUGGAGGUGGUGGGGCCCAACCCCCCUGGGGAUCCCUUCUACCGGGGGAAUGAGGACACCCCAUAUGAGGUGCACCAUGACCACCCCUAUCCGCUCAGCAAGGCGGAGGCCGAGCGCCUGGUCCUGGAAGCCAACGGCACGCGGGUGCGGGGCGGGCAGCUCCUGGCCACCUGCGCGCUGCGCCCGACGGGCAUCUACGGCGAGGGGCACCCGCUGAUGCGUGAGUUCCACGCCCGGGGCCUGCGCAGCGGCCGCCGCCUCUGGCGCCUCGUCUCCCCUGAGGUCGAGCACGGCCGCGUCUACGUGGGCAACGCGGCAUGGAUGCACAUCGUGGCGGCCCGGGCACUGUGGCAUGUAGCAGUGGUGGAGCCGGAGGGGGCGGAGCUCAUGGGGGCAGAGGUCAAGGGGGCAGGGCCUGCGGGGGAAGCCUACUACUGCUACGACGACUCGCCUUACGGCAGCUACGAGGACUUCAACGCAGGGCUGCUGGGCCCGGCGUGCGGGUUUCGCCUGGUGGGCACCGGGCCCCUGCUGCCCGCCUGGGUGCUGCGGGUGCUGGCCUGGGCCAACGCAGCGCUGGGCUGGGCACUGCGCGGCGCCUACCGCCCCAUCCUCACGCCCUACACGCUGGCCGUGGCCUCCACCCCCUUCUCUGCGGCCACCGAAACGGCCCCUGCGCCGCCUCGACCGCAGCGCUGCCGCCACCCGGUAGUGGACCCCGGUGGGGAGGCCGGGGAGGGGGGCAAGGGGGAGCCGGGGGACCCAGAUGUCCAGAAUGCCAAGGCAGGCGUUCGGCGUUUUCGCUCCAGGCUCCGACUGCGUGGCGCCGCCCCGGCCCGGCUGCACCGCAUUUCACGGUGUGUCGGGCAAUCCUGA
Alligator sinensis (Chinese alligator) is the source of this 1371-nucleotide messenger RNA. It is a transcript of the gene HSD3B7, whose product is annotated as hydroxy-delta-5-steroid dehydrogenase, 3 beta- and steroid delta-isomerase 7. The coding region runs from base 1 to 1371 and encodes 456 amino acids. Gene Ontology annotation, biological process: steroid biosynthetic process. The record is from RefSeq and is a predicted model, not a curated record. The transcript is spliced from 8 exons. Gene Ontology annotation, molecular function: 3-beta-hydroxy-Delta5-steroid dehydrogenase (NAD+) activity. Lineage: Eukaryota; Metazoa; Chordata; Crocodylia; Alligatoridae.